AUCAACAGACAUAGCCGCCAUUUUGUUAUCGGGCUGCGCAUGAUGCUUUAUAACGAUGUGCAUUGUUAUGUGAGUUUCGACAGUUUCAACAAUUCUGAACAAAUUUACACUAAAGCAAUUUAGUACCUCAAACACAGACAUAUAUUAUGGCGGAAUAUUUAGCGUCAAUUUUCGGAACCGAGAAAGACAAGGUAAAUUGUUCUUUCUACUUUAAAAUUGGUGCCUGCCGACACGGCGACAGGUGUUCGCGAAUUCACAACAAACCUACAUUUAGUCAGACAUGUUUGCUUCAAAACUUGUAUGUGAAUCCUCAGAAUUCCGCCAAGAGUGCAGAUGGCUCUCACUUGGUCGCAAAUGUAUCAGAUGAAGAGAUGCAAGAACAUUAUGACAAUUUCUUUGAAGAUGUUUUUGUUGAAUGUGAGGAUAAGUAUGGAGAGAUUGAAGAGAUGAAUGUUUGCGACAACCUGGGUGAUCACUUGGUUGGGAAUGUGUAUAUAAAGUUUCGGAGAGAAGAAGACGCAGAAAGAGCUGUAAAUGACUUGAAUAAUCGUUGGUUUGGUGGUCGUCCAGUUUAUGCUGAACUAUCCCCAGUUACAGAUUUCAGAGAAGCUUGCUGCCGGCAAUAUGAAAUGGGAGAAUGUACACGAUCCGGAUUUUGCAACUUUAUGCAUCUGAAGCCCAUUUCGCGCGAGCUACGUCGUUAUUUGUACAGUCGCAAGAAAGGCGGCAGAGGACGAUCGAGGUCUCGUUCACGAUCACGCGGUCGAGAUCGUAAACGCAGAUCACGAUCACGCGAUAGACGAUCAAGAUCCAAAGAUCGUCGAAAGAGAGAGGACAAAGGUAGAGAUGGUAGGUCCGGGAGAUAUUAAUUAUCGUAAAGUGCAUUUAUAUACGUGUGUUCACCGUGAGAUCCUGAUUUAAGCUACGUCGUCUUAUUUAGCUGUGGGAUAUGCGUUACUUUUACGAUUGUAUACAUGUAAUUGAUAUGAAUCAGCAUUUUUUCAGUAUCGUCAUUGGUUAGUCAAAAUAAAUCACAUUCCGUUUUUUGAGAAAGAAUAAAUGUUGCAAAUCAAUAAAAAAUAUAUGUAUAAUGAAAGAUAUAUAUCAUUUAAUUUCAAAGACAUAUUAAAUGUAACUAUUGCAUAAAAUUUUGCGUUUCAACAAUAAAGUGAUUAAUAUGAACAUCUUUCAUGGAAAAAAUUAAGAAUACAUAAAAGAAUUUAAACAAUAUUCAUAUUCCUUGUAUGUAUGUGUGUGUGAUCAAAUGAUGGAAGUAAAUAAAGUGUGUAAGUAUAGAAA
Harpegnathos saltator (Jerdon's jumping ant) is the source of this 1299-nucleotide messenger RNA. RefSeq names its product U2 small nuclear riboprotein auxiliary factor 38 (gene U2af38). Bases 147 to 869 code for a protein of 240 amino acids. The record is from RefSeq and is a predicted model, not a curated record. Lineage: Eukaryota; Metazoa; Arthropoda; Insecta; Hymenoptera; Formicidae. Gene Ontology annotation, cellular component: U2AF complex. Gene Ontology annotation, molecular function: RNA binding; metal ion binding. Gene Ontology annotation, biological process: mRNA splicing, via spliceosome. The transcript is spliced from 5 exons.